AUGUCGUCCUCGAAGGGCCUUUUGCGACAUCUGCCUCUGCCUCUACGUCUGUGGAGCAAUAGUAGCCCACUAUCGGUGAUUACACGGCAGACGGCACCGUCUGUAUCUGUUUCUGUUUCUCAAGGAAUCGCCAACUGUGGUAUAUUUUCGAGAGGUCUUGCUUCACUUGUAAAUGGUCAAGUGAAGCCGUUGAAUAGUCGCCGUGAUAAUGGACGGCCUAUGCCAAUCGGUAUUCGGAGUCUUGUUCCCAAGAUCUCUGACCGAGCUUGUUCCGCCCACGCCAGACUUGCCCGCAACGAAACAAUGACUGACCGCGAUGUUCUCCCCGACAAUGUCAAGCCCAAGCACUAUGAUCUCUCCUUGAGGGAUCUCGAGUUCACCAACUGGACUUACCAGGGAACCGUUACUAUCGACUCGGAAAUCACAAAGCCUACCAAGGAAAUCAUCGUCAACACUCUCGAACUAAAGCUCUCUCACGCCAAGGUCUCCGUCAACUCCAAGACAUUCGAAUCUACAAAGUUCGACUAUGACUCCAAGGCUCAGCGAUCUACCAUCACCUUUGACGAGGAGCUCCCCGUCGCUUCCAAGGCUUCCCUGAUCAUCGAGUUCGAGGGUAUCAUCAACAAUGAGAUGGCUGGUUUCUACCGCAGCAAGUACAAGCCUGCCGAGACUCCUUCUGCUUCGGUUCCUAGCGAUGGUGAAUGGCACUAUAUGUUCAGCACACAGUUCGAGGCUUGUGAUGCCCGCCGAGCUUUCCCUUGCUUCGACGAGCCUAACCUCAAGGCCACUUUUGAUUUCGAUAUUGAGAUUCCUUCCGACCAGGUUGCUCUGAGCAACAUGCCUGUCAAGGAGACUCGACCUUCAAAGGAUGGCUGGAACAUUGUGUCAUUCGAGACCUCUCCUGUCAUGAGCACUUACCUGCUGGCCUGGGCUGUCGGUGACUUUGAGUACAUCGAGGCCUUCACCGACCGCAAGUACGACGGCAAGCAGAUUCCUGUCCGUGUCUACACCACCCGCGGUCUCAAGGAGCAGGGUCAGUGGGCUCUUGAGCACGCUCCCAAGAUCAUUGACUUCUUCUCCGAGAUCUUCGACAUCGACUACCCUCUGCCCAAGUCCGAUUUGAUUGCUGUUCACGAGUUCACACACGGCGCCAUGGAGAACUGGGGUCUCGUCACCUACCGCACUACCCAGGUUCUGUACGAUGAGAAGACCUCUGAUCCUCGAUUCAAGAACGCUGUCGCCUAUGUCGUCGCUCACGAGCUUGCUCACCAGUGGUUCGGCAACCUCGUCACCAUGGAUUGGUGGGAUGAGCUCUGGCUCAACGAGGGUUUCGCUACCUGGGUCGGUUGGCAUGCUGUUGAUCAUCUGCACCCCGACUGGCAAGUCUGGGCUCAGUUUGUCAACGAGGGUAUGGAGGCUGCUUUCCGUCUGGAUGGUAUCCGUGCUAGUCACCCUAUCCACGUUCCUGUCCGGGAUGCUCUUGACGUCAACCAGAUUUUCGAUUCCAUCAGCUACCUCAAGGGUUGCUCUGCCAUUCGCAUGCUUGCCAACCACCUUGGUGUCGAGACUUUCCUCAAGGGUGUUUCUAACUACCUGAAGGCUCACGCCUAUGGAAACGCUAAGACUACUGCACUGUGGAACGCUCUUGGCGAGGCCUCUGGCAAGAACGUCACUGAGCUCAUGAACCCUUGGAUCUCCAAGAUCGGUCACCCCGUCCUUACUGUUGCUGAAGAGCCUGGUCAGAUCUCUGUCAAGCAGUCUCGAUUCCUGUCUACCGGAGAUGUUAAGCCUGAGGAUGACACCACCACCUGGUGGGUUCCUCUCGGCCUCGAGGGCAAGAAGGACCAUGCCGGUAUCGCCUCUCUGUCUCUCACCACCAAGGAGGAUACCAUCCGCGACGUCGACGAGGACUUUUACAAGCUCAACAGCGGUGCCACUGGUUUCUACCGAGUCAACUACCCCCCUGAGCGCCUCGCCAAGCUUAGCAAUCAGCUGGAUAAGCUCAGCACCGAGGACAAGAUCUCCAUCAUUGGUUCCACCGCCGACCUUGCUUUUGCCGGCAACGGCACCACCCCUGCUCUGCUGACCUUCCUCGAGGGAUUCGGUAAGGAGAACCACACUCUGGUCUGGCGCCAGGUACUUGACUCCAUUGGUGGUGUCAAGUCUGUUUUUGGAGAGGAUGAGUUCAUCAAGAAGGCUCUGGAUAAGUUCACCCUGAAGCUCAUUGACCAGAAGGUCAAGGAAGUUGGCUGGGAGUUCCCUGAGGGCGAGGACUACCUCACCGGUAUCUUGCGAAAGGAGAUUAUUGGUGUUGCUGUUGCUUGCGGCCACCCUGCUGUGACUGAGGAGGCUUUGAAGCGCUUCAAUACUUGGGUUGAGAACCCCGAGGCUGGCUCUAUCCCCGCCCCUAUCCGUACCGCUAUCUGGCGCGCUGCCAUCAUGAAGGAGCCUGCCCGUACUGUUGAGAUUCUCAAGAAGGAGUGGUUCAACACCAAGUCUAUCGACGGCAAGCUUCUCUCCCUCAGCGUUCUCGGCACUGUCAAGGACGCUGAGCUCCUCACCAAGGAGGUCAUUCCCUUCAACUUCAACGAGUCUCCUCCCUCCAACGCCGUCCCUGCCGGAGACAUGCACGUCCUCGGUGGCUCUGUCGCUAGCAACGUCAUUGGCCGUCCUUUGCAAUGGAAGUUCAUGCAGGACAACUGGGAUGCCGUCAUCACCAAGCUUGGCAACCCUGUCGUUGUCGACCGAUACAUGAAGCUCAGUCUGGGCAGCUUUACCAACGCGUCUGCUGUUGACGAGAUUGAGAAGUUCAUGGCCGACAAGGAUACCAGCAGCUUCAACCGAACUCUGGAGACUGUCAAGGAUAAGAUCCGUGGACGUGCUGCGUACCGGGAGCGUGACUCUGAGAAGCUCAAGGAGUGGCUCAGCGCUCAUGGAUAUGCUUGA
Messenger RNA from Fusarium mangiferae, 2946 nucleotides. RefSeq lists its product as uncharacterized. Lineage: Eukaryota; Fungi; Ascomycota; Sordariomycetes; Hypocreales; Nectriaceae. Gene Ontology annotation, cellular component: cytoplasm. The transcript is spliced from 4 exons. The record is from RefSeq and is a predicted model, not a curated record. Gene Ontology annotation, biological process: peptide catabolic process; proteolysis. Bases 1 to 2946 code for a protein of 981 amino acids. Gene Ontology annotation, molecular function: zinc ion binding; metalloaminopeptidase activity; peptide binding.